Anopheles merus is the source of this 4258-nucleotide messenger RNA. RefSeq lists its product as uncharacterized. The record is from RefSeq and is a predicted model, not a curated record. Gene Ontology annotation, molecular function: chitin binding; protein binding; serine-type endopeptidase activity. The transcript is spliced from 4 exons. Gene Ontology annotation, cellular component: membrane; extracellular region. Gene Ontology annotation, biological process: proteolysis. The coding region runs from base 260 to 4237 and encodes 1325 amino acids. Lineage: Eukaryota; Metazoa; Arthropoda; Insecta; Diptera; Culicidae.
CGCGGUCACACGACUGCUCAUUGUACGCUCGUAACUGGACCAAGCAGGACGUCCAGUAUCAGUGGCUCUUCGUUUAGUGAUCUUGUUGUUUUUUUGUGUGUGAAUAUUGUGCCAUCACAGCCGCACCAGCUCGUGUCUGUGGUUUUGUGUAUCUCCAGACAAAGAUUAACAGUGACGGGAUUAAAAGAUAAGACACGAAGGAACCAGCUCCGAACGAUCUUCACUUGGGAGAUUGGCGCAAGCGAAGAUUUGCGCGAAAAUGCGGCAACGCAUUUGGAAUCGACCGCGAUUGGUGCUGCUGGCACUGGCCGUCCUGAUCGGUGGAUGGUGCAAUAUGGUGGUUGUUGGUAUUUACGACCCUAGAACGGCACCCCACAGCCGACAUCACGUCCACAUGAUGCCGGAGAUGCACGGCGCCUACAGCCAGGUCCAUCAUCAUCGGGCACAGGACCCAACGCCCCAGCAGUACAUCCAGACGGAUCAGUACCAGUAUGCACAGCCCCAAAGACAGCAUCCCUCGCUGGUAGGCCCUCAACACCAGCAACAGCAGCAACAGCAGCAACAUGGUCCUUCCGGGCCUCAGUACCAACCGGGAGUGCCACUCGCACCCUACCCAACCGAAACCCAACGCUCUCCGGCCUAUGGACGAUCGCAGGCCUACACCCAGCAACCCACUCCCGUCCCUCUGGCUCCUCGCUUUGGCUACGGCGAGGAGGAUCGUCUGAUCGGAGAAACGGCCCCCGCUGCCAAGCUGAUCCGUCAACCGGUGCACACGCUGUUGAAGGACUUUAACGGGCUCGAAUGUCCGGAGGGUAGAACGGGCCACUUUCCGUACGUGAUGGACUGUCGCCAGUUUCUGAGCUGCUGGAAGGGACGGGGUUUCAUUUUGAACUGUGCCCCCGGGACACUGUUCAAUCCGAACACGCGGGAGUGUGAUCAUCCGUCGAAGGUGUCAUGUCUCCCAGUGCCUUCGUUAAACAGCGUUAACGAACCGGCUAACCGUGCUCCGCCGAAACUGGCCUCCUAUACCGAUCAGAGACAACCCCAGCAGUUCCAGCAGCAACAACGACAACCUCAGUACCUGCAGCCUCAGCAAUCGCAGCGCCAGCAGGAAGAACUGACCUGUCCGCCGGGAGUGAUUGGAUUGCGGCCCCAUCCGACCGAUUGCAGGAAGUUCCUGAACUGCAACAACGGGGCCCGGUUCGUGCAGGACUGUGGACCUGGAACUGCUUUCAAUCCGCUCAUCCUUACCUGCGAUCAUCUGCGCAAUGUGGACUGUGACAAGUCGGAGAAUGUCAUCGUGGAUUAUGAUCGUCCAACUAGCAGGCCUGUUGCAUCCGGUCCCACCUCUCACUACUAUCCCUCACACAUCCCGGCCGGUUCACAGCCAGUGCCGGCAGUAGUCAACCCGCACCAACAGAGUCGUCCGACUAUUCCCGCACCCCAGCAACAAACUCCACCAAGACAGCCUCCUGCCACGGGUGAUCGUGCGCCAGCCCAUCCCGAUGUGGAGCAGAUCGACCCGGAUCAUCAACCAACGGAAUCCAACUUUGAUGAAGACUACGGAGAACAGCCGGAUGCCGACGGGGACGAGCCCGUCUACGAUGGGUUUGAUUUACGCUCUAACUUUGGAGCACCGGAGCAAGUGGAUCGUCGCCGGCCGAAAGCAUCUCGAACGCAAGCAACAACAACUGCAAAGCCGUACCCGGUGUACAUCCGGCCACCAAGCAGACAGCCCGAGUCGCUGCACCGUGACCCGGAUGUGGUCCAAAGUGUUCAGCGACCGGUGUACGUUGCUUUGCCACUGGAGCAAACGACCCCUGUCCCCACCAGUACCACCAGUCGUCCGCUGAGAACGCCGUUCCCUACCGUACGCAAGGAGGACAUCGAAAUUCAGCAGCAUCUGGAUGCGCUCAAGCUAAUGCUAACGCCGUACAUGAAGGAGCACAAGGACACGGUCGCACUGAACACAACGAAGCUGAGCACGAUGAUGACGACCACGACGACCACGACAGAGCCACCGCCGAUCGUGCAAGUGAUUGGACUUCCGGCGCCUACGCCACGCAACAGCUACAAGCCAUCCUCAGCUGCCGCUCCUUACGUGCUGCCGCGUGCGAGCGAAGUGAAUGACUUUUUCUACGGCGCGUCUGAGCCGGUUCCGCUUGCUUCGUGGCCAUUGCCACCACCGUACAUUACCGAGCCGGUGGAAGGACCCGCCAAGAAGGAGCCUGAAUCCGUCGUUUACCCGAUCUACCGUAGGACGACACCGACGACGACUACUACGACAACCACCACAACCACAGCAAGUCCGCCUCCUGCGCCGGCUGUACGCAGUCGGUUCGGUGACAAUCGUCCCAGCUGGCGCCCGCUGAUCGUACCGCAUGCAACGACCACGAAAACGCCGACCACUACGCCACCCGCAGCAACCACCUCGACGACACCGCGAGACCCGUGCUACGGCAAGUUCAACUGCGGCAACGGCGUUUGCAUUGACGAGGCGGAAGUUUGCGACGGGCGCGAUGGGUGCGGCAAUCGGGCCGACGAGCAGGUGUGUGAGCACAUCGGGUACGAGCUGAAGCUAUCCAAGAAGGCGCAGGGUAGUGUGGAGGUGCGUGUGUACGAUCGCUGGGGUUACGUGUGUGACGAUGGGUUUACGCUCGAGGCGGGCAACGUAGUGUGCCGUGAGCUUGGCUUUGCGGGUGGUGCAAUCGAGAUCAAAUCGCACUCGUACUUCCCACCGAACGGAACCGAUCCGGACGAGCCGGAGCAGCAGUACGGUCCGUUCUUCAUGAUGGAUGCCGUGCGGUGCCAGGGCAAUGAAAGCUCCCUGCGCGAAUGUAGCUUCAACGGUUGGGGUGUGAGUGAUUGCAACCGCGAGGAGGUGGUAGGUGUCGUUUGCCGUACACCUGUCAUGUCCUGCCCGCAAGACUACUGGCUCUGUCACGCCUCGGAAGAGUGCAUCCCGGUGCAGUUCCUGUGCGACAAUGUGCGCGACUGUGCGGACGGGUCGGACGAGUCGCCGGACCAUUGCAAGGCGCCACUGGCCGUCCGGCUCGUUGCGGGCCCCACCGAUCGGGAGGGACGCGUGGAAAUCAACUACCACGGCACGUGGGGCACGGUGUGUGACGAUGAUUUCGGUGUGCGCGAGGCACGCGUCAUCUGCCGGCAGCUGGGCUUUAACGGGACGGCCGAGGUGCGCAAGAGCGUGUACCCGCCGGGUGUGGGGCAGAUCUGGCUCGAUCAGGUCGCGUGCAACGGUACGGAACCAUCGAUCGAGGACUGUGUGCACUGGCACUGGGGCGAGCAUAACUGUGGCCACACAGAGGACGUCGGUGUGCGGUGCGGCGUGUACGUACCGACGAAGGCACGGGCUGCCCGGCUGCGGGCGACCCGCCCCAAUCCACGGUUCGAUUUUGUGGAACGAUCGCGCAAAAUCCAUCCCGACACGUGCGGGCGCGUACUGAUCGAUCCGACGCUGCGCAAACCGACGUACGGGGCGCGGGUGGUGCAUGGUUCCGAGACGGUGUACGGCCAUCAUCCGUGGCAGGCGUCGCUGCGCGUGAAGACGAUGCACUGGUGUGGGGCGGUGCUGAUUACGCGCUACCACGUGCUGACGGCCGCACACUGUCUGAUCGGCUAUCCGAAGAGCACGUACCGGGUGAGGAUCGGCGACUAUCAUACGGCGGCGUACGACAACGCGGAGCUGGACAUCUUCAUCGAGAACACGUACAUUCACGAGCAGUUCCGGGAGGGCCACCACAUGAGCAACGACAUUGCGGUGGUGGUGCUGAAGACGCCCGUCCGGUUCAAUGACUAUGUGCAGCCGAUCUGUUUGCCGGCACGCGACGCACCGUACCUGCCGGGACAGAACUGUACCAUCUCGGGCUGGGGAGCGACCGAGGCCGGUUCGAAGGACUCAUCGUACGACUUGCGAGCGGGAACGGUUCCCCUACUGCCGGACAGCGUAUGCCGAAGGCCGGAAGUGUACGGUGACUCGCUGAUCGAUGGCAUGUUCUGUGCUGGAACGCUCGAGCCAGGUGUCGAUUCGUGCGAUGGUGAUUCCGGUGGACCGUUGGUGUGUCCCAAUAGUGAAGGACUACACACACUGACCGGCAUUGUGUCGUGGGGCAAGCACUGUGGCUAUGCGAAUAAACCGGGCGUCUACCUGAAGGUGGCACACUACCGGGAUUGGAUUGAGCAGAAGCUGAAUCAAUCACUUCAUCAGCACGGUGUUUGAGCGUUAUUUUGUAGUUACAAG